This is a messenger RNA of Thalassophryne amazonica, 5700 nucleotides long. RefSeq names its product multiple EGF-like-domains 10 (gene megf10). NCBI's taxonomy places the organism in Eukaryota, Metazoa, Chordata, Actinopteri, Batrachoidiformes, Batrachoididae. The record is from RefSeq and is a predicted model, not a curated record. Gene Ontology annotation, cellular component: membrane. Gene Ontology annotation, molecular function: protein binding.
CUGCACAAACACUGUGUCCUGCACGCACGGAUCUAUGAGCGCGCGUCACCCUGCUGUCACGAAAAAGGUGUAUCUCUGAAUGAGAUGGCCAUGUUACCGCCGUGCAGUCGGACCGUCCUAUUGGCUGCGGCCUUCUGUUUCCUGCCUUGUAUCACUUCCUCUCUGAGCCUGGAGGAUCCAAAUGUCUGCAGCCACUGGGAAAGCUACUCUGUUACGGUGCAGGAAUCGUACGCGCACCCCUACGAUCAGAUCUAUUACACCAGCUGUGCAGAUAUCCUCAACUGGUUCAAGUGCACAAGACACAGGGUGAGCUAUCGCACAGCCUACCGUCGAGGGGAGAAGACCAUGUACCGGCGGAAGUCACAGUGCUGCCCAGGAUUCUACGAGAGCGGCGAGAUUUGUGCCCCUCAUUGUGCAGAGAGUUGUGUGCACGGUCGCUGCGUGGCCCCAAACACCUGCCAGUGUGAGCCGGGCUGGGGGGGCUCCAACUGCUCCAGCGCGUGUGACGGGAGCCACUGGGGCCCUCACUGCAGUAACAGGUGCCAGUGUCAGAACGUGGCGCUGUGUAAUCCCAUCACCGGGGCCUGUAUUUGCACUCCUGGCUUCAGAGGCUGGCGCUGUGAGCUCCGCUGUGACGUGGGCACCUACGGUAACGGAUGCCAGCAGAAAUGCCAAUGCCAGAACGGAGCCGAAUGUCACCAUGUGACUGGAGAAUGCAAGUGUUCGCCAGGAUACACCGGAGCUUUCUGUGAAGACCUGUGCCCACCAGGUAAACACGGACAGCAGUGUGAGCAGAGGUGUCCGUGUCAGAACGGAGGAGUGUGUCACCAUGUGACCGGAGCGUGCUCCUGUACUGCGGGAUGGAUGGGUACCGUGUGUGGACAGCCGUGUCCACAGGGGCGUUAUGGACAGAACUGUUCCCAGGAAUGUCAGUGUCACAAUAACGGGUUCUGUGUGUCGGCCAGUGGACAGUGCCUCUGCAGCCCCGGAUACACCGGAGAACGGUGUCAAGACGAGUGUCCGGUCGGCACGUAUGGCACCGGCUGUGUCGAGACGUGUCACUGUGGGAAGAACAGCAAGUGUUACCACACCAACGGAGUGUGUCUGUGCGAGCUGGGCUACACGGGAGAGGCGUGUGAGGUGCGACUGUGUCCUGACGGCCGUUACGGCAUCCAUUGCAACAGGAAGUGCCCGUGCUACGCUCAAAACACACGCAGCUGCCAUCCCAUGUCAGGGGAGUGCACAUGUGAGCCUGGCUGGUCAGGACUCUACUGCAACGAGACGUGUCCCCCGGGAUUUUUCGGCGAGUCUUGCCAGCAGGUUUGCCAGUGCCAGAAUGGUGCAGACUGCCACGGCGUGACUGGAGAGUGUGUUUGUGCUCCAGGCUUCAAGGGUCGCAGCUGUUCCGUGAGCUGCCCUCUGGGAACAUACGGCACAAACUGCUCCUCCAGCUGUAGCUGUAAGAAUCGGGCUCAGUGCUCCCCUGUGGACGGAUCCUGCUUGUGCCAGCCAGGCUGGCAUGGAGUGGACUGUUCCAUCAACUGUCCCAGUGGGACGUGGGGUCCGGGGUGUAACCUCACUUGUCUGUGCGGAAACGGGGGUGCGUGUGACGCUCUUUACGGUCACUGUACCUGCGCUCCGGGCUGGAGGGGGCAUAUCUGUGAGCUGCCAUGUCAGGACGGCACCUACGGCAUGGACUGUAGGGAGCGCUGUGACUGCAGCCACGCUGAUGGAUGUCACCAUGUGACAGGACACUGCCGUUGCCUGGCUGGAUGGACAGGUAUUCACUGUGACAGUGUGUGUGCUGAGGGCCGCUGGGGUCCGAACUGCUCCCUCCCGUGUACCUGUAAGAACGGAGCGUCGUGCUCCCCGGAUGAAGGGACCUGUGAGUGCGCUCCAGGAUUCAGAGGCGCCACCUGCCAGAGGAUCUGCUCGCCGGGUUACUUUGGUCACCGCUGCAGUCAGACGUGUCCGCAGUGUGUCCACAGCAACGGGCCGUGUCACCAUGUGACCGGACAGUGCGACUGUCUUCCUGGGUUCAAGGGGGCGCUGUGCAAUGAGGUUUGUCCGAGCGGUCGCUUCGGGAAGAACUGCAUGUGGAGCUGCAGCUGCACCAACAACGGUACCUGUAACCCCAUCGAUGGGUCAUGUCAGUGCUACCCGGGAUGGAUCGGCAGCGACUGCUCUCAGCCGUGUCCUCCUGCUCAAUGGGGUCCAAACUGCAUCCACACAUGUAACUGUCACAAUGGAGCUCAGUGCAGCGCUUAUGAUGGAGAGUGCAAAUGUACGGCGGGAUGGACCGGACUGUACUGCACACAACGCUGUCCGUUAGCUCUGUACGGGAAGGACUGUUCUCAGGUCUGCCAGUGCAGGAACGGAGCCGACUGUGACCACAUCAGCGGACAGUGCACGUGUCGCACGGGCUUCAUGGGGCGACACUGCGAGCAAAAGUGUCUCCCCGGGUCGUACGGUUACGGCUGCCGGCAGGUGUGCGACUGUCUGAAUAACUCCACCUGCGAUCACAUGACCGGCACCUGCUACUGCAACCCGGGAUGGAAGGGAGCUCGAUGUGACCAAGCUGGCGCAGUGGUGGUUGGCAGCCUGAACAGUUUGACCAGUGCAGCCGUGCAGGUGGACACCUACCAGAUCGGUGCCAUUGCAGGAAUCAUCUUCUUGCUGCUGCUAGUGCUCUUCCUCCUCCUCCUCUUCAUCAUCUACAGGAAGAAGCAAAAAGGCAAAGAGCCCGUUGUGCCUGCUGUCACCUACACACCAGCUGUAAGGGUCACCACUGACUACGUCAUCACAGAUGUCAAUCCAGCCCCGCAGGAUUCUCAUCCCAGCAACUACUUCUCCAACCCCAGCUACCACACUCUGACGCAGUGCUCGGCCACACCACAUGUUAAUAGACGCCUGAUACGGAAAGGAAAUAUAAAGGCCCUGUCAGAUCUUGACGAUUUAUCGACUAACAACAAGCAGCUCUUUGUCAACAUGAACCACCCGGACACUCUGCCCGCUGAAUGGAAACAAGGAAAUGGAUUCGGCGAUCUGGGAGCCUACGGGGUCGACAGGAGGCACACAGAGAAGUCUUUACGAGAUCUGGUGAAGGACACACCCUAUCACGCCAGCACCUCUUCUCUCAGCAGCUCCGAGAACCCGUACGCCACCAUAAAGGACCCCCCACUGCUCAACGUCAAAAACACAGAAUGUGGCUACAUGGAGAUGAAAUCACCGGCCAGACGGGACUCACCGUACGCAGAGAUCAGCAACAGCAGCCCCACCAAUAAGAACAUCUAUGAAGUUGAGCCCACUGUGAGCCCCGCCCACCCUGCAAAUGCCACCGACCCGUAUGACCUACCGAAAAACAGCCACAUCCCGUGUCACUACGACCUCCUGCCGGCCAGAGACAGUCCCACGUCAGAGCACCAUGAGCUGGACUGACUCAAGAGUGCACGUGCAUUCUCCUCGUGCACCAUGAACAAUGUGGCUGUGUGAGGGCGGAGCUUAUUUUUGAGUGUUCAAAGUAUGACAAAGGCUUCAUGGCUCAUUGCACACGUCUGGAACUUGUUAGCAUGUAGCAUUGUGCAGCAAUCAAAGGUCUGUUUUUGUAACAGUAUUAGUCUACAGUUUGCCUCAGUCAGAGUGUGGAGGCGGCAGGUGUUUGGUGACGAGCCACUGCUGGCGCUGGACGAGCUCGUGAUGAUCACACAUCAUACAGCGGUUGAUGGAUUAGUGCUCAAGUUAACCAAAGGUACAUGUGCCAUUAAAAAAUCAUUUAAAUUCAGAUCAAUGUCAUCUGUCAAAAUGUGACACUUGCGUCACGGCACAGUGGAUUCGACUCGCUCUGUGUGCGCAGAGUUCACGGAUCACGUGCACUUUUCAUUGUGACUGUGCUGACUUCAUUGCUAGGACUGCAGGUGGCGCUGUCGUACAAAGCCCGUCUUUUAAAAAAAAGCCACAAAAAGAAGAAGAAACCUGCAGUUGCUCAGUUUUUUUCUUUUUUCUUGAGGCACUUUCUCAAACUGUUUCAAACAACAAGAAAAGUAUUUUUCCUGUGCACUAGCUGGAGAAUUUUUUACUUCAUUCUCUAUUUUUUGAGUUUGUCAGUCUGUGCACGUUUGUAUCACUCCAGAGUCCGGCCGUAUUCGACCGCCAGCACACCGUGUAAAUAUAUGCCCAAAAAUACUCCAAAACUAAUUCCAAUCUGCGUCUUUUUGGAAUUUUUGAAUCACUGUGAAAAAUUUAACUUGUUUUGCAUUUUAAAGAACCGUUCAGAACAUCGGUUACAGUUCCUACUUCAGAUCCUGAUAGUUCCUGGUUUUGAAGAGUACGAGCAACUUGAGGAACAGAUGAUUUUUUAAUUUUUUUUAAAGCUCCACCAAUUUCUGUGACUGUGGUGCAACAUUGUGUGUGUGUGUGUGUGUGUGUAUGGUGCAUGUGAACACAUGACAGCUCCUGAUUGGCUAAAGCGUGUGCCCGGUGGGUGACUUUAUAAACAGUAGUAAAAUCAUAAUGUUAAGGCUCAAAUUUAAGGUCCUUCAAGGAACCAGAAUUUAGGCUUUGACACAAACAUGAUAACAUCUUGCAGGGUGUUCUUGAUCUACUUCACUCUUUCAUCCGCCCUCCGCGUUCUGCUCCCGAGUUGAUCUGCGCCCAACAGUUUGGUCACAUUUUUACAUUCAAGAGUAUGUUUUUUGAUCAAUGUGAUUACACGUCCUGAAAACACGUCAGCAGAACCCCCCCCCUCCCCCCCAACUCCUAAAAGAACUGAAAACUAUAUAUAUAUAUAUAUAUAUUUUUUUUUAAAUGUGAAUAAUUUUUUUUCCUCUUAAGACCAAAACAGUAUUUUCAGACCAACCAACUUUCAAAAAAAAUUACAAUUAUUCAGAUCGUCGUCUGGUGUUUUGGACUCGAUACAUUCCUCCUUUAACCGUUUUAAUUUUCAGACUAGCUGUAAAUGAAAUCCAAAAAACUGACUGAUUAAAAGGUGAUGUGCAAACUGGAGCUGCGAAGCUGUUGAUUGUAGCCACUAGAUGGCAGCAACAGCAGGAUUUUCCUCCAGGGUGUGCGUGUGCACGAGCUCCAGUGCCGCCUAUGAAGAGUCCCAUUUACUCUGUGUGAUGAUGUAACGUCACGUCAUAAAGCUGUUGCUGCAGCAGCUAAACUUUAAAGGACUGGAAUCGGGAAAGCUUAAGCUGGACUUUAGCUUUUUUUUUUUUUUUUUUUUUAAGGACCGACAAUCAAUGAAACAUCACGUGCAGAUUGCUCACGUUUUUUCUCCUUUCCUGCCCUUUAUUUAGAUUUUUUUUUUUCCCUCCUUGUAUUCUAUUUGUUUUGAGCUACUUUGAGCUGGUUUUCUGUCAGAGAUUUAAUAACAGGACCAGGCUCGGUCAUUAAUGUUUUUAUUUAAGCUUGAAAAACGGUUUGUCGUGGAAACGAAGAAAUAUGAACUUUGUACUCUGAAGACAUUUAUUCUGUAACUUCUAAUCUGCCAGAGAUCUUUGUAUUUAAAUGAGCACUAAAUACAUCUGAGCUUCUGGAGUUUAGUCGUUUUUGUUUGUACAUUUCUACAUAUUUACACAGACUGCAGUUAUUCUCGUCCCAAAUGAAGGCAGUUUUAUCACUUCCACUGAUAUACUUUUGUUUUAAAGUUUUUUCAUUAGUGUUUGCAGUCGUUUUGCAAUAAAGUGAGAAAUUUAAAAA